This is a messenger RNA of Hippocampus comes (tiger tail seahorse), 1125 nucleotides long. RefSeq names its product coronin-7-like. Bases 455 to 1108 code for a protein of 217 amino acids. The record is from RefSeq and is a predicted model, not a curated record. The transcript has 7 exons. NCBI's taxonomy places the organism in Eukaryota, Metazoa, Chordata, Actinopteri, Syngnathiformes, Syngnathidae. Gene Ontology annotation, molecular function: protein binding.
AUUUCCGUAAACUCCUGCUGCAUGUUUAAGUCCGUUUAGUAAUUACGGAUGUCCUUUUACAAACGCCCACGUGUCUCUAUAUAUUGAAAGUCUUCUGAACAUUUAUAUUCACUGUUGUUCAUUAUUCAUACGAAUAACUUCGAUGCUGUCAAACGACACAGCAUUUUAUGUAGAAGCAUAAUAUCAACAUAUUCAGUCGGACAGUAAAACGGAUGAAUCCCAUCAUUCCGAGCAGUCACUGAAAGCAACAAAAGCAACACCUCGCUUGCACGCGACCAAGCGUUACGUUCCAACUGCAACUCCUCCCAAGCGCGACGUUCGCGCAUCGUGAAACGAGCGACUACCAGCGCCGGGCGGCACAACCUGCUCUAUCAGGAACACUUUGACGCUUGCACUGCCGCCGGCAGAGACACCCAGAAAAUACUGACACACCAAGCGGCGAGAGGAAGGCACCAUGAACCGCUUCAAGACCUCCAAAUUCAAAAACACCAUUCCGAAAAUCGCCAAGAAGGAUGGAUGGAUAAACAACGUCCGUGGCGGAUCCUUCACCUGCCAGGGAAACCAGAUCAAGGCGAGUGCCAAGCUGGUGGCCUUCAAUGCGGAGCAUGCUGCAGGCGGAAUGGUCGGCCUGACGUCUGUGAAACCUGCUGCGGAUGGACAAUGGAGCGUCACCCAGAUCUCCUGUCAUUCUGAUCUGGUGACCGACUUGGACUUUUCUCCAUUUGAUGAGAGUCUUCUGGCAACGUGCUCCGCGGAUGAAACAGUGAAGCUGUGGCAUUUGUGCGACCCAGAGCUGGGGCAGCCCCUGGCGCCCGAGCUCACUCUCAGACCUGGGUGGGGACUGCUGGAGCUGGUGCUCUUCCACCCGACCUCUUCCGGGCUGCUGGCCGUCGGCGCCGCCAAGUGCCCACUCAUUUGGGACACGGGCCGUCAGGAUGCGCCGCUCGCAGUUCUGGAGGAGCACGCCGACCAGCUGCAGAGUCUGAGCUGGAAACAGGAUGGUUCACUGCUGGCUUCCACCUGCAAGGACAAGCUGCUGCGAGUUUUUGACCCCAGAGCCCAGCUGAAACCAGUUCAGGUGAGUCUUGGUUCUUUUACUUGGGAAUGAAUGCGAGAAGAUAAAAU